AUGAAUAAUUUAGUUGAACUUGAUUUGCAUUGGCGUUUUGAUUUACCUUUGGAGCUGAUGGCAAAAAUUAGUAAACUAAAGCAAGUGAGAAAGCUGUCUGUAACUCAUGGAUUGGGAUACUUUGGUGAUAUUGGCGGAAUGGACAAUUUGACUGAACUCAAUGUGAGCUGGAAUGGUAUUAAGGGUUGUGAUGACACUCAACCUAUUGUUAAAUUGCAGAAUUUAGUCAAGCUCAAUAUUUCCCGUAACAAUCUAUCCAAUAAGGGUGCAAAACUUCUUUCUAAAUUGGUUAAUUUGACAGAUCUUGACAUUUCUAAUAAUUCUCUAGAUGAUUUAUCAUACUUAUUUUCCAAAAUGAAAAAUUUAACAGUAUUGGAUGUUAGUGAAAAUAGACUUUCACCAUUUGAUGUAGAAUCAAUCAGUGAGCUGGUACAAUUGACCGAUCUGGAUAUUUCUGAUAAUCGUGAAAUAGGUGAAGAAGGCGCCAUAAGCAUUAGUGGAAUGAAACAAUUACGAAUUCUCAAAUUUCGUGAUAUUGAAUUAGGGGAAGCCGCUAAAAUAUUUAGCCAAAUGGAUAAUCUUACGCAACUUGAUAUUUCUGGGAACUUCAUUGAUGAUAAAGGAAUCAAACUGAUUAGUGGAAUGCAAAAUUUGACUUAUCUUGAUGCAUCAUGGAAUGAUAUCACAGACGCAGGUGUCAAAAUAAUUUGUGAAAACAUGCCAAACCUCACUUCCAUUUUUAUUAAUGAAAAUCCUGUUGAAGAAAAGGGGUGUAACAUGUUGAGUUCCUUUAAAAAAUGGAAGAAUUUAAACUAUUAA
Messenger RNA from Naegleria gruberi, 819 nucleotides. RefSeq lists its product as uncharacterized. The record is from RefSeq and is a predicted model, not a curated record. The coding region runs from base 1 to 819 and encodes 272 amino acids. The transcript has a single exon. Gene Ontology annotation, molecular function: protein binding. Lineage: Eukaryota; Heterolobosea; Eutetramitea; Acrasida; Naegleriidae.